This is a messenger RNA of Nymphalis io (European peacock), 2335 nucleotides long. Its product is annotated as ATP-binding cassette sub-family G member 1-like. The transcript is spliced from 11 exons. Gene Ontology annotation, cellular component: plasma membrane. The record is from RefSeq and is a predicted model, not a curated record. Gene Ontology annotation, molecular function: ABC-type transporter activity; ATP hydrolysis activity; ATP binding. NCBI's taxonomy places the organism in Eukaryota, Metazoa, Arthropoda, Insecta, Lepidoptera, Nymphalidae. Bases 107 to 1903 code for a protein of 598 amino acids.
UCGUCAGUUGCCUCUUACUCCGUGGCACAAACAAACUACUCGCGACUGUAUCAAAUUAAAUUUAACACUAUAUCCUACGAAUUACAUGUCCUAAUAAUUAUUAGCAAUGAAUGUUGUAAUUGAAUGUGGUGAUACUAAGAAAAUAGACAAUCCUACAGUGUUUACGGAUCUCGUCUGCAAAAUCUCCGAAAAAGCUUGGUUUCCAUAUAAACGAAGUGAAGAGCAGGUUAUUCUCAAAAAUGCAUGCGGUGCCAUCCGACCAGGUCGAUUAACUUUCGUACUUGGACCUUCAGGAGCUGGCAAAACCACACUUCUGAAAAUAUUAGCUGGAAGGAAAAAGAGUGGCGUUACUGGGUGCCUUCAAGGAACUGAUCGGAAUGUUGUGCUAGUAGCUCAACACGCUACACUCAUCGACACACUCACUGUGCAAGAGACAUUGCGUUUCGCUGCAUCAUUAAAGCUGCCUCAGGCAACUCGAAAUGAAAGAUUAUAUACGAUUGAAGCAGUAGCAAAACAAUUAGGAAUCUUGGAUGUAUUGAACACACGAGCUGGACGUUUAUCGGGUGGAGAACGGAAGCGACUAACGAUAGCAUGUGAACUACUAACAAAUCCUUCUAUAUUGCUUCUCGAUGAACCUACUAGCGGCCUUGAUUCCGUGUCAUCAAUGUCUGUGGCCCAAGCUCUCAAAUCAGUAGCACGCAGCGGGAGAAUAGUCGCUUGCGUGAUACAUCAACCGUCCUCGCAGCUAUUUACGUCAGCUGAUGAUGUGAUACUCUUAGCCAAUGGAAGAACUUUGUACUCUGGAGCGAUUGAGGAUAUUCCUGAAUUGUUAAAAAAAUCUAACCUUGUCUGCCCGCAGUAUUAUAACAUGGCUGACUAUCUUUUAGAGGUUGCAAGCGGUGAACACUCCGGAAAUUUAGCACUUCUAGAAAAAGAGGCAAUAACGUAUGCUAAUGAAAUGAAAAAAAUAACGGAGAAAGAAAUUCAAGAUAAAAAUAUCAAAGACAACUCAACAGAAUCUGAAGCCCUUCUCGAUUCAAACAUUGUUGUCGUAGACGGAUUUAGUGCUAAUUUUAGUCAACAAAUGUGUGCCCUACUCCAUCGAGGGUAUAUCGGAGCACUUCGAGAUGUUCAUCUAACUCAGAUCCGACUUGUGUGCCACUUAAUAGUGGCUUUGUUGCUGGGCGCGCUGUACUAUGGCGCGGGCGCAGAAGCGAGCCGCAUGAUUUCCAACACGGGCUGUCUAUUCUUUUUCCUUCUCUUCCUAUAUUUCUCUAACGCUAUGCCGACGAUACAUACAUUUCCAGUAGAAUCGACUGUGGUCCUUCAAGAGCAUCUUAACAAAUGGUAUUACUUAUCAACAUACUGCGCUACGAAAAUUAUAAUUGACUUGCCGAUACAGCUGUUGUGUGCAACAGUCUUCGUAUUACCCGCUUGGUACUUAACGUCACAACCUCUAGAAGCCCAUAGAAUUGGUUUAGCUUGGCUCAUCUGUGUGCUUAUCACCAUACUAGCACAAACUUUCGGGCUAGUGGUUGGAGCUGCUUGCGGAGUCAAGCUUGGCCUGUUUGUCAUACCAGCUGCAAAUAUUCCAAUGCUUAUGUUCUCGGAAUUUUUCAUACCCUACCAUGAAAUGCCUUCGUAUCUCCAACCAUUUGCCUCGAUAUCAUAUUUUCGAUACGCAUUUGAUGCAUUAAUGCAAACAGCGUAUGGUUUCGGUCGCAAUGUUCUCCCUUGUCAUACAGUUUUUUGUUUAUUUAAACGACCUGAGAAAUACCUUGAUUACUUAGGCCUUUCGAAAGACCUCAGGACUGACGUAUUAGCUAUAGUUAUAUGGAUUAUAAUACUAAAAAUAUCACUGAUGUGCGUUUUAAGAUAUAGAGUCUAUAAAGCAUGUAGAUAAUCGCAGUAUUGAUUAUAAAAAGUAUUCUUAAGAUCAUUUUUAAAAUAGCUUAAUGUGCCGGUAAAUGUAUUCAUAAAAUAAUUGGGUAUGUUGUAUAUUUUUAAGAUAUAUUGAAGACUUACGUGUCGGUAAUGGUGCUAUUGCUUCAAUGAAGUUUUAUAAUUUGAUCUGAUAUAUAAAUAUUUAAAGUGUGAUAUAUUGACAAUGACAAUAAAAACUUGUAUAUGUCAGAAAGAACAUGUAAAAUUUUUGUUAAUUUUUAAGUUGUAAUUAUAUUCAUUAUAAAUUAGAGACGAAAUUUUAUAUGAUAUUUUCUAAAAAGUGUGGUGUCUUACUGUCUACUGACUAAUUGAAUAAACUAAAGUGUACAAAAAUUAUACAUAGACAAUAAUUGAUAUUACAAAUUUCCAAGAGUAUUAUUUGUUUUGUAUA